CAAAAAACUUGAGAAAAUGGCUGCAACUAGGUCUUCGUUUCGGAGCUCCAUCUUCAGAAUCGGAAGCUUGAUCUCACCCGAAGCUAGAAUCUCCUUCACAAACCCUACUUCCACUUUUUCAUCUCUUCUCCAGACAGGAAUCGAAGGUUCCACUCCGAGAAAUUUCCAUAGUCUCAUUGCUUCCACUGGCUUUGGUCGUUCUACACGCAUCUCUUCUCAAAGCAGUCAUGACUCUGUUUCCGUCUCUAUGUCAUACUCAACCUCCGUCCCAACGCGUUCACUCAGAAGAAGAAUCAGCAAAAGAAACAACCCAAAACCCGUUCUUAACGAAUCCAAAUUCCAAGAAACCAUUUCAACUCUCCCACCAAGAUUCACACCUGAAGACCUCGCCGACGCCAUAACCCUCCAAGAAGACCCAUUAGUAUGUUUCCACCUCUUCAACUGGGCCUCUCAGCAGCCAAGAUUCAAUCACGAGAACUGCACUUACCACAUCGCCAUCAGAAAACUCGGAGCUGCUAAAAUGUACAAAGAGAUGGAUGACGUCGUGAACCAAGUCCUCUCCGUUCGCCACGUAGGCAGCGAAAACCUUUACAACUCGAUCUUAUACUAUUUCACGAAAGCCGGGAAGCUGAUACGCGCGGUGAAUAUAUUCAGACACAUGACGACUAGCAAGAACUUGGAAAUUAGACCGACGAUUAGAGCGUAUCAUAUCUUGUUCAAGGCCUUGUUGGGUCAAGGCAACAACUCUUACACGAGCCAUAUGUAUAUGGAGACGAUACGGUCUUUGUUCAGACAAAUGGUGGAUAACGGGAUUGAACCAGAUGUGUUUGCUUUAAACUGUUUGGUUAAAGGUUAUGUGUUAUCGCUUCACGUUAAUGAUGCUCUUAGGAUAUUUCAUCAGAUGAGUGUGGUUUAUAAUUGUCAGCCGAAUUCGUUUACUUAUGAUUAUUUGAUACAUGGGCUGUGUGCGCAAGGGAGGACCAUUAAUGCUAGAGAGUUGCUUGAUGAGAUGAAAGGGAAAGGUUUUGUGCCUAAUGGGAAAUCUUAUAACUCGUUUGUUAAUGCACUUGCGCUUGGCGGUGAGAUUGAUGAUGCGGUUAAGUGUUUGUGGGAGAUGGUUGAGAGUGGAAGAGUGGUUGAUAUGAUUACGUAUAGAACACUUGUUGCUGAGAUUUGCAGGAAUGGGAAGAACGAUGAAGCGAAGAGGUUAUUGGAUAUGUUGAGAGAGAAAAGGCUUGUGGACAGAGAUUCUUAUGGGAAGCUUUUGAAUGUUCUUCACAAGGAUUUGUAGUUGUACAAAAUUGUGUUUCUAGUUUGUUGUAAUAUCGCAAAUUUUUGGUGAAAUUUUAUUUAUUUAUGCAAGUAAUGAACAAAGUGAAAACCCUUCGUUUGUAAUAUCAGAAACUACGUC
Molecule: messenger RNA, 1411 nt
Organism: Eruca vesicaria subsp. sativa (arugula)
Lineage: Eukaryota; Viridiplantae; Streptophyta; Magnoliopsida; Brassicales; Brassicaceae
Source: the annotation of a GenBank genome assembly